Lipotes vexillifer (Yangtze River dolphin) is the source of this 1707-nucleotide messenger RNA. It is a transcript of the gene EEPD1, whose product is annotated as endonuclease/exonuclease/phosphatase family domain containing 1. Gene Ontology annotation, molecular function: catalytic activity; DNA binding. The record is from RefSeq and is a predicted model, not a curated record. The transcript is spliced from 7 exons. Gene Ontology annotation, biological process: DNA repair. Gene Ontology annotation, cellular component: plasma membrane. The coding region runs from base 1 to 1707 and encodes 568 amino acids. NCBI's taxonomy places the organism in Eukaryota, Metazoa, Chordata, Mammalia, Artiodactyla, Lipotidae.
AUGGGGAGCACCCUGGGCUGCCACCGCUCCAUCCCCCGGGACCCCUCGGACCUGUCCCAUAGCCGCAAGUUCAGCGCGGCCUGCAACUUCAGCAACAUCCUGGUGAAUCAGGAGCGGCUCAACAUCAACACGGCCACGGAGGAGGAGCUGAUGACCCUGCCUGGGGUGACACGUGCGGUGGCACGCAGCAUCGUGGAGUACCGCGAGUACAUCGGUGGCUUCAAGAAGGUGGAGGACCUGGCACUGGUCAGUGGCGUGGGUGCCACCAAGCUGGAGCAGGUCAAGUUUGAGAUCUGCGUGAGCAGCAAGGGCAGCUCGGCGCAGCACUCUCCCAGCUCCCUGAGGCGGGACCUGCUGGCGGAGCAGCAGCCUCACCACCUGGCCACCGCCGUGCCUCUCAUCCCGCGCGUCAACAUCAACACAGCCACCCCGGCUCAGCUCAUGAGCGUGCGCGGCCUCACGGAGAAGAUGGCCGUCAGCAUCGUGGACUACCGCCGUGAGCACGGGCCCUUCCGAAGCGUCGAGGACCUGGUGAGGAUGGGUGGGGUCAGUGCCGCCUUCCUGGACAGGAUACGGCACCAGGUGUUUGCCGAGAGGUCCAGGCCCCCGUCCACCCACACCAACGGGGGCCUGACCUUCACUGCCAAGCCUCACCCCAGCCCCACCUCGCUGAGCUUGCAGAGUGAGGACCUGGACCUGCCCCCAGGGGGGCCUACACAGAUCAUCUCCACUCGGCCUUCGGUGGAGGCCUUCGGAGGCACAAGGGAUGGGCGGCCCGUGCUGAGGCUGGCCACCUGGAACUUGCAGGGCUGUUCAGUGGAGAAGGCCAACAACCCUGGGGUGCGAGAGGUGGUGUGCAUGACGCUCCUGGAAAACAGCAUCAAGCUGCUAGCUGUGCAAGAACUACUUGACAGAGAGGCCCUGGAAAAGUUCUGUAUGGAGCUAAACCAGCCAAUCCUGCCCAACAUCCGCAAGUGGAAGGGGCCCCGAGGAUGCUGGAAGGCUGUUGUUUCGGAGAAGCCCACGACUCAGCUCCAGAAGGGCGCUGGCUUUGCAGGGUUCCUGUGGGACGCCGCGGCUGGGGUGGAACUGAGAGAUGCCACCUGGCAGGAGAACUCGCCUGGCAAUGGGCACGGGAAGCCCACAGGCCCCAGCCCGUACCUCGUGAGGUUCAAGGUGGGAAGUCAUGACUUGACCCUGGUGAACCUUCACCUGGAAGCCCUGACCCUCCCAGGGGGUGAGAACCCAAGCAAGAGUCACAGUGACAGCCACUGCUGGGCUAGCUUCGUGCAGACCUUGCAGGAAACCCUGAAAGGCGAAAAAGAGGUGAUAGUUUUAGGAGAUUUCGGCCAGGGUCCAGACAGCAGUGACUAUGAUAUCUUGAGGAAAGAAAAAUUCCACCACCUGGUCCCCGCACACACCUUUACCAACAUCAGCACCAAGAAUCCUCAAGGCUCGAAGACUCUGGACAACAUCUGGAUCAGUAAAAGCUUAAAGAAGGUUUUCACAGGCCACUGGGCUGUACUGAGAGAAGGCCUCACGAACCCUUGGAUUCCAGAUAACUGGUCCUGGGGCGGAGUGGCUUCUGAACACUGCCCCGUGCUUGGCGAGUUUUACACGGAGGACUGGAACAGGAAGGAAGGCCCUCGGAAUGGCAACGGGGUCACCCUGGAGCGAAGUGAAGCCAACAUUAAGCACGAGCGAUGA